AACGGCUACAAGACGUCCUGUUGAGUUCACGCUCGUCACGGUGUUUCCGCAUCUCUAUAAAUAGCCAAUAAGUUCGAGCGCGUGCGACGCACCAGCGACUCUUAACAGCUCGUAAGCUCACUUGUUCGGAAUCAUAUAGUUUCUCAGACUUUUCAAUGGAGCGUGGAGAGUUCCGUGGCUCGGGGAAGCGACGCAGGAAAUGCUGCCUCAUUUUAUGCGUCGCUGUUAUUCUCAUCAUUAUCAUCGCCGUUGUGUUGAGUCUGACCCUCCGCCAGGAAACAAGUGAUUUUAAAACUAUCUUUCUGGAUAGGUGUAAGAAGUUCAAAGAGAACAACUGUGAAAAUAUAUGGGAAGUGUUUCAGAAAAUAUAUGUGAACCGGGACCCUUGUCAAGUUCCCAUGGAGGCUUAUGACCCUCUCAUUACUGCAGCCCCCUUCAAACCUUCAUGCAACAAGACAAUGUUCUGGAGCAAAACUAAGGACGUAGUCCACAGCUUCACUGAGAAGAGAGAUUGUUUUCUCACCAUGGAGGACACUUUGCUCGGAUCUGUCUUGGAUGGGCUCACCUGGUGUGGAAAGGAGGGCAGCAAUGAAACACUGACCACUGGCUGCCCAGGAUGGACAGAAUGUGAGAACAACACCGUUCGCUCCUUUUGGAACCGAGCCUCAGCUGAAUUUGCUGAUACGGCCUGUGGUAAUGUCACUGUGAUGCUGAAUGGAUCCAUCAUGACACCAUUUGAUUCGAGGAGUAUUUUUGGCAGCAUCGAGGUGAAGCGGUUUAACUCCAAAAGAGUGAGAAACUUGAAUGUCCUUCUGGUUAUGCAGAAGAACGCUGUCGUAAACUGCACAACUGACUCUUUACAGGAGUUACAGAAGGUGCUGGAUAAGGGAAUCAAAUAUAACUGCAAAGAAGUGCCUGAGUCUCUGAUCGAGGAGUGCAGCUCCCACCCAGAGAAACCCUGUGAAAGCUGCUGGUAAAGUAACCAGCUCUGGAAGGACUGGUCAUUGUGUUCAGUUCACUCAAGUCAUAGUAAAUAACAUUAAAAUGUUUUGGGGCCUGUGGACCAGUUUGGAUUAAUAUGAAAUUAUCCUUUCGUUUUUUUAUAUAAUGCUACUGAUACAUUUUUUACAACAUGGUGGUGAUAGGGAAACUUUGUCUUUAUCAAAUGUACUGAAAGGUAAACUAUUUGUGCUGCUCUGUAUUUUAAACCGAUGAUGUCAGCGCUUUUUGGCUGCAAAAUUUGCCACAUUUUUAAAUAAAAUGUUAACACACAAGGUGUAAAACUGUCUUUGG
Melanotaenia boesemani (Boeseman's rainbowfish) is the source of this 1293-nucleotide messenger RNA. Its product is annotated as ADP-ribosyl cyclase/cyclic ADP-ribose hydrolase 1-like. Gene Ontology annotation, biological process: positive regulation of B cell proliferation. Gene Ontology annotation, molecular function: NAD+ nucleosidase activity; phosphorus-oxygen lyase activity. NCBI's taxonomy places the organism in Eukaryota, Metazoa, Chordata, Actinopteri, Atheriniformes, Melanotaeniidae. Gene Ontology annotation, cellular component: plasma membrane. The transcript is spliced from 8 exons. The coding region runs from base 156 to 977 and encodes 273 amino acids. The record is from RefSeq and is a predicted model, not a curated record.